This is a messenger RNA of Melanotaenia boesemani (Boeseman's rainbowfish), 2895 nucleotides long. RefSeq names its product 5-hydroxytryptamine (serotonin) receptor 7c (gene htr7c). The transcript has 2 exons. Gene Ontology annotation, biological process: G protein-coupled receptor signaling pathway, coupled to cyclic nucleotide second messenger; vasoconstriction; circadian rhythm. Lineage: Eukaryota; Metazoa; Chordata; Actinopteri; Atheriniformes; Melanotaeniidae. Gene Ontology annotation, molecular function: G protein-coupled serotonin receptor activity; neurotransmitter receptor activity. Gene Ontology annotation, cellular component: dendrite; plasma membrane. Bases 346 to 1551 code for a protein of 401 amino acids. The record is from RefSeq and is a predicted model, not a curated record.
CGAGCGCAACGAACUAAAUUGACCGUAUCCACUGUAAAGCUUCAGCUUGUUCGAAUCAACUAUGUGAAGAUUAUUGAACUUUUUAUUGCACAUUUAUUGGAACAUUCUCUUUUCGAGCUUGACCAUGCCGUCGUCUAGCAUUUCUUCGAAGGGGUCAUUCAGAAGCAGGAACCAGUCAAGAACACCGCUGACUUGUUGUUUCUCUCAUGUAGUGCAGCCGCAAGGCAUUUGAUCAAACACCGCUGGACAGGAGCCGUGAGCAGGUUACUCAUAUCUAAAUAUGCGCGUAAUUGGAGUUCACUGGCGAGGCGUCCCUUGCACUCCUGUCUGGAUAAUAUUGUCGUGAUGUUCAAUUCUUCGGAAAUUGAGCUCACUUGUAACAAGAAAGAGGAUAUUUCCGAAGUUAUCAAUGGCACUCUGCUGCUUCUCUACAACGUGCUCGUCACCAGCAGCCCCACAGCCAUGUGGAACGAGUCGUGCGGGGAGCAGCUGCUGGAUUUCGGGCGACCGGAGAAGAUCAUUAUUGGGGUGAUGCUGGCCAUUAUCACGGCAGUCACCGUGAUGGGAAACACGCUAGUGGUAAUCGCGGUGUGUGUGGUGAAGAAACUAAGACAACCUUCAAACUACCUUCUUGUAUCCUUGGCAGUUGCGGAUCUGUCAGUGGCCAUAGUUGUGAUGCCGUUUGCCAUUGUGACAGACCUCACUGGAGGCAAGUGGCUUUUUGGGGAAGUGUUCUGCAAUAUCUUCAUCGGCAUGGAUGUAAUGUGCUGCACUGCCUCCAUUAUGACACUGUGUGUGAUCAGCGUGGAUAGGUAUCUGGGGAUCACACGGCCUCUCACCUACCCAGCACGGCAGAACGGUCAGCUGAUGGCCAAGAUGAUUGUGGGAGUGUGGCUGGUAUCAGCAUCCAUAACCCUGCCACCUUUCUGUGGCUGGGCCAAAAACAUCAACACGGCCGGUGUGUGCCUCAUUAGCCAAGACUUUGGUUACACCAUCUAUUCUACAGCCGUAGCCUUUUACAUACCUAUGCUGGUAAUGCUUGUCAUGUACUACAAGAUUUUCAGGGCAGCACGCAAGAGUGGUGCCAAGCAUCGCUUCACUGACCUGUCACGCCGCGAUCGUCUUGAAACAGUGGCUAAUGAGGCAAUGCGCAUGCAGGGCCUGAAGCCACCCGGUGUGGCAGAGGAAUGUGCUGCCAUGUCCCUACUGCUGAGCCGUGGGCGUAAAAACAUCUCUAUCUUCAAGCGGGAGCAGAAAGCAGCGACCACACUUGGAGUGAUUGUGGGGGUUUUCGCUGUGUGCUGGCUGCCAUUCUUCAUCCUGUCCACUGCCAGGCCAUUUGUUUGUGGAGUGGACUGUAGCUGUUUUCCCUUCUGGCUGGAGCGCACCCUGCUCUGGUUAAGCUACGCCAACUCCCUGAUGAACCCUUUUAUCUACGCCUUCUUCAAUCGAGACCUGCGCUCCACUUAUCGUGACCUUCUCCGCUGCCGUUACCGCAACAUCAACCGCCGGCUGUCUGCUGUUGGGGUACAUGAGGCCCUCAAAGUGUAAACUUUGGUGUUUAAGCAGUGUAUAUUGCAGUGUAUGGUGGACCUUUGCUUGUACAAUAGGUCCUAAAGGGCAUGGUGUACACAGCAGGCCUGUAGAUAAGACCCAGACUGACAGAAUGGGAGUAACUGUUGGUGGCUCUCAAGGACCUUUGCAAAGACAUAGACAGUACGGUUUCUUAAGUUUCUGGGUGACUCCUGUUCUUGGAAAGAAAAUCAUAGAGUGCACUUGAUGGGCCAUUCAAGUCGACACUGCUUUUGUGGAUAUGCCACCAUUACAGACUGGCUUCAGAUUUAUGGGUUGAUAAUGCACAAACAGACAAAAAAAUUACAUGUAAACACAAACAAAACCCCAGGGCUUUCAAAGAGACCAUAAAACAAGCAAACAGAUUCAUGUAUAUUAACAAAAUUGAUGUCUUAUUAAGAAAACAUUUGUUUUCAGGCACAGUGUCUUUAUUUCCUCAUGAGUACAUCCCAGAAGAGGAGCUGAACUCUUCAAUGCUUGCUGUGCCAAGAUUACUGCAAAUUUAUAUUGCUUUAUUUUCUGUGAAAGCUUUCAAUUUGGACCUCCUACUAAAUUCCACAGGAGCCCCAUAAAGUCUCAUAAAGUUGCAGAUAACCAGUAGAAGAUAAGGGAGAGCAGUGUUAAAAUGCAACAUGAUGGGAAAUUUUCAUUUCUUACAAUCUCAGUGUCUGUUGUUAGAAAAGAAACUGAAAGUGGUUUAGUGUCUGCAUGAAACAUUUGUCUUACAUGCCACUGUGCACAUAAAUAAAGAGAUUGGAUUAGUGAAUGUCAGCUUAGAAGAGGUGUUUCCAUGAUUUACUUAAAUACUGUGUCACACACGUAAAUUCAGUAUGAACUUAUUACUUUUUGUGUUGGAAACCAAAGUAUUGUGGAAUAUACUCUUGUCAUUUUGCCUUGAUCAGUUUCAUUUCACAGCUGGCUCCUGACCUUUUCACUUAGAGAAUUGUCGUGUCCUUAGCACUUUUCUUCUUCACUGGUUGUCAGAAGUGUUUCUGUCUCCCAUUUGAAUCAGGAUGUGGUCACUUCCCUCCUGACUACACUCCCAUUUGAGCUCAAUGGCCUGUACAAACCCAAGUCAAAUGUCAUCAGUUGAGCAGUGUGUGCAUUUUCUACCUCAAUUUUUUGAGAACACUGUACAUUUCAUCCGAACAGAUAUACUGCUGUUUCAUUUUAUAAUUACUGCUAUUUUUUAAUGUGUAAACUGAUGUGUCUACAACUGCGUGAGUUCUCUGUGUGACCACUUUGUUAUUACCUUGAGAAAACAAUCUGAGGAAGUAGCAAAGUAUUUCACCACGUUGUAUAUAAAUAAACACUUAAAAUGUU